Parathielavia appendiculata is the source of this 1529-nucleotide messenger RNA. Its product is annotated as amidohydrolase 2. The transcript is spliced from 3 exons. The coding region runs from base 403 to 1434 and encodes 343 amino acids. NCBI's taxonomy places the organism in Eukaryota, Fungi, Ascomycota, Sordariomycetes, Sordariales, Chaetomiaceae. Gene Ontology annotation, molecular function: hydrolase activity. The record is from RefSeq and is a predicted model, not a curated record.
GGCGUUUUAUAACCCGACAUCAGCCCGGUUCCCAGUCAUGAAACUUGGCCGAUGGAAAACAGAUCCGGAAACUUCAAGUCUGCAGCUGCAGAAAUGUUCGACGAGAACUGCGGAGGCGCUUUCCUUCCAUGGCCAUUGGUUCGUUGGUGGAGAAGCGAUGCAGUCUCCCCGCUAUGUCGGUGAGGGGACAAAACAGCUUCUCAUUUCAUAUCUCAAGCCGUUAAUAACAGAGAUCAUAUGCUGAAACCGAGCGCGCCGCCUUUCCACUCUCUUGCCCGGGACCAUCUCUAGAACAUCUUGAAGCUCAGUGAAAGAACACAACCUCAACCUUAGCUCAUUUCAACCCCCGUAACCAACCGGACUGACCUUCCCCUGACCUCACUCACACACAUCUCACCCACCAUGCCCGCCUCAACAGCCCCGAUCAUCGACUCCCACAUCCACCUCUACCCCUCUAGAGAGAUCCCCUCCCUCGCCUGGUGUACGCCCUCCCACCCCCUCGCCUCGCAGCACUCCGUCGCAGAAUACCUCACCGCCACCGGCCCGACUACAACCCCCAAUCUCUCAGGAUUCAUCUUCGUCGAAACUGACCGGCACAACGCCUCCUCGACCGACUGGACCGCGCCCCUGCAGGAGAUCGCCUGGAUGCGGCGCCUGGCAACGGGGACACCCCGGUCUGGGGAAGGCCAUUCGGCCGCCGACGCCAGACUCUGCCUGGGCCUGGUCCCCUGGGCGCCGGUGGCGCUGGGGCCGGAGAAGCUGGGCGCGUAUCUGGAGGCGGCAGAGAGAGAGGCCGGGACCGAGACGUGGCGGCUCGUCAAGGGGUUUCGGUAUCUGCUGCAGGACAAGGAGAACGGGACGGCGCUUGGGGAGGGGUUUGUCGAGGGGCUGAAAGUGCUGGGGCGGAAGGGGUACGUGUUUGAUGUCGGCGUGGAUCAGCAUCGCCGCGGGAGGGUGCAGUUGGAGGAGCUGAUCGAGAUGAUUGAUCGGGCGCAUGAGGGGGUCGAAGAAGGAGAGAAGGUGGUGUUUGUUUUGAAUCAUCUCUGCAAGCCCGACUUGACGAUUCUGAACCAGACUGACCCGUCAUUCAUUGCGUGGCGCACCGCCAUGUUCACGCUCAGUAAGUGCCGCAAGACUUACAUGAAGCUUAGCGGCUGCUUCUCCGAGCUGCCUGACAAGCUCAAGGAGCGCUCGGCCGAGGACAUUUUCUCAGCCAUUCUCCCCUGGCUCGCCGUUGUGGUCGCCGCUUUCGGCCCGAGCAGGAUCAUGUUUGGCAGUGACUGGCCGGUUUGCACGGUGGGAGUUGGCGGCGAGGCCUGGAAGAAGUGGCACCGAAUCGUUGAAAUGGUGUGCGAUCUGGCCGGCUUGAGCGAGCAAGACCAGGCUAUGCUCUGGGGUGGGACGGCCAAGGAGGCUUACAAGCUUGACUGCUAGAAAUUGAUGCAUUCCUUGCCGCCGUUUGCCCGUUUCCUCUACUCCUUGAGCUGCUCAUCCACAUACUUAGAGUGCAGUGUGAUUCGAAAUCGGAC